Messenger RNA from Humulus lupulus (European hop), 1355 nucleotides. RefSeq names its product protein SAR DEFICIENT 4. Lineage: Eukaryota; Viridiplantae; Streptophyta; Magnoliopsida; Rosales; Cannabaceae. Bases 202 to 1203 code for a protein of 333 amino acids. The record is from RefSeq and is a predicted model, not a curated record. Gene Ontology annotation, cellular component: cytoplasm. The transcript has a single exon.
CUCAUGUAAUAAAAUAUUUGUACCAAUAAGAGUCGAUCUAAAAAAAAUAAUGACUUUGGGACGACACCUGUCGCCAUAUUAACUUAAGUCUACUUUUGUAACUUUGAUAUAAGAGAGAGGUCUUUGUCAUCUCACUAUUAUUUCCACAAUCCACACCAACCAUAACCCGGAGUCCAGGACCUCUCUUACUGGACCUCGUCAAUGGCUUCCAUAUCCAUGUCGACCGUAUCAGCCCCAACUUUCAUCAACACUGAUUCCUUGCGCUCCCUCAUCUCUCAUCGCAGUCUGAUCGAUCAUUUUCAUUGCUCUCUGCCCAAAGCCUCAUCUUCCCUCUGUAACCCAAUUCGCCAAAGCCAUGACGUUUCACCCACUUCAUCUCUCCUCCUCAUGCCAUCUUGGUCCACUUCUCCUUCUCUGCCUUACAUAGGGGUCAAGCUAGUGACUUUCUUCCCAGAUAACUCUGCACUGAACUUACCCGGAGUACACGCCAGUUACGUGCUCUUCAGCUCCACAAAUGGGCAACCCUUGGCCUCCAUGGACGGAACCGAACUAACCCUUAUCAGAACUUCAUGUGUUUCAGGCUUAGCUUCGAGGAUUUUGGCCAGAAGCGAUAGCCAAGUCCUGGUGAUGAUCGGUGCUGGGGCUAUGGCACCACAUCUGAUUAGAUCCCAUCUCGUGGCAAGACCCAGUUUGAAGAAAGUUGUAAUCUGGAACCGUACGGUGGAAAAGGCAAGAAAAUUGGCCGAGAAAAUGAAAGAAAGUGUGGGACUUGAUGGGGUUUGUUUCGAGAGCAGUGGGUGUUUGGAUGAAGUGAUUGAGAUGGGAGAUAUUGUGAGCUGCGCAACAAACUCAGAGGUUCCGCUUGUGAAGGGCCAGAAGCUGAAACCAGGGGCUCAUCUUGACUUGGUUGGCUCAUUCAAACACUCUAUGAGGGAGUGUGAUGAUGAGGCUAUAAAGAGAGGACGAGUCUUUGUGGACAAUGAGGCUGCUUUAGUGGAGGCAGGUGAGUUGGUGGGUGCUUUUGAGAGAGGUGUGAUUGAGAAAAAAGACAUUGGAGGAGACUUGGUAGAACUCAUAACAGGAGAGAAGAUUGGGAGAAGCAGUUCUGAAGAGAUUACUGUUUUUAAGUCUGUUGGAUCAGCUGUGGUUGAUAUUCUAGCAGCUCAAUUGGCUUAUGAGACCUAUAUGCAGCAACACAAGUAGAUAACAUCAUUUGUUUUGUUGCUAUUUCUUGAUAUCUUUUUAAUCUUUUAGCGUCCCCAAUAUGAGCUUGCGUUUUAAUCUCCUGGCAUAUAAAUGCAGCUCUUAAUAACAUAUCGUCUUCUCAUGAAGACAUAUUUUUUCCCUUGGGACAA